AUGGGAACACGAGGUUAUCCUUCUUGUGGAGUUCGCCCAGUUCCCUCUAUUUCCUCCCGCAUCGUGGGAGGACGCGAGGCUCGCCCCAACUCCUGGCCGUGGCAAGUCGAUCUUCUGGUCAAUGGUACUGCUCACUACUGCGGAGGCUCUCUGAUUGAUCCGUCCUGGAUUGUGACGUCAGCGCAUUGUUUUUAUUUAUAUACCCAACCGGAGCAGUGGCAAGUCAGGGUUGGAGAACACAACGAGACAAAAUUCGAAGGUUACGAAGAAAUGAUCAAUAUUGAUACGAUAACAAUUCAUCCCGGAUUUAUACUGGGCAGCGCCGAAGACACUGGCGAUUACGAUAUUGCGAUCAUCAAACUCAAGCGGCCAGCGGUGUUCCACAAACUGGUGCACUCUAUCUGUCUGCCUGAAAUGGAAACUCGUUUUGCAACCGGUAAAACCUGUUUUGCCACCGGAUGGGGAAAGCAAGACGAAAAUGCGGCUGAGUACUCUGACGUUCUUCGCGAAGUGGAGGUGGACCUGGUAUCUAAAGAAGUCUGUAACAGCAAUAUUUCCUACAAUGGCCUGCUAAACGAGCGAUAUUUUUGCGCCGGGUUUCAAGCUGGCGACAAAGACGCGUGCAGUGGUGAUAGCGGAGGACCGCUGGCUUGCCAGAUUGAGAAUGGAAGUUUCGUUUUGACGGGUGUGGUUAGCUGGGGAGAAGGAUGCGCUCGAGCUAAUAAAUAUGGCGUGUAUUUAGAUGUACGGUUCAUGUUGCCAUUCAUUGAGAGCACAAUAGACGGUACGUUUCGUACUAAUUAGAACAUAAUACCUUCAUUUAGCUGAACCGAUCUCAAAACACCUGAAUUAUGAACAGUUCGUCCAAUCUUAAUCUCAAGUACUUUGUAUAAAAUUCUGUUGUGGCGUAUAAUUCCACUCAAUAGUUAAUUAUUUUAAGAGUGUAUGUGCACUGUAAUGGCAAACAUCUUAAGACUCUUAAGACAUAGUUGAAGACGUUCGUA
This is a messenger RNA of Orbicella faveolata, 1004 nucleotides long. Its product is annotated as trypsin-3-like. NCBI's taxonomy places the organism in Eukaryota, Metazoa, Cnidaria, Anthozoa, Scleractinia, Merulinidae. The record is from RefSeq and is a predicted model, not a curated record.